Molecule: messenger RNA, 1242 nt
Organism: Colletotrichum orchidophilum
Lineage: Eukaryota; Fungi; Ascomycota; Sordariomycetes; Glomerellales; Glomerellaceae
Exons: 1
Coding region: 1-1242 (413 amino acids)
Source: RefSeq, a predicted model, not a curated record
AUGGCUCCACGAUCAUCACUCAUCCUCCUCCUCGUUCUGCUAGCGCAUAUCGGCGUUGGCAAGUCGCAGGAUGACAGCCAGCCAGUCCGGGCCCCAUCAUCCGCCAACGCCUCUGAGAAUCACCUAUCAUGGCAAUCCGCCUUUUGGGCACUCCUUGCCCUCGCCCUCAACACGGCAACCCAACCAUGCGGGCAGAUAUGCGGUUUACCCUCGGAAUGGGGCUUUGUCCUCAGGUGGUCGCCGGUUGUUUGCAUCAUAAACUCAUUGGAAGCCCUCAGCUGCCUUCGCCUCCACCGCCGCGACUCUAAAUUGACUCUGGUCGUCGCACCGCACAAAUACGACACGGGAAUGGAUAGCUCGAACAGUGACGUGGCCAACCUGCAGCGCAACACAUUGGUCCGUAUUGUCGCUUUUAUACUAGGCCCUUUAUUGCAAGCCGCCAAGUUAUACGCUUGCCAAGGCAUCUUCUGGGUUCAGGUUCUAGCAACGAUAUAUCUCGCCAGCUUCCUCUGCGACGAGUUGUUGCUCGGUCUCCUGUGGGUAGCCGGAUCCGCCGGGGGCCGGAACAGAGUGACCGGGCUGGUCGAAGCUGUGGCGGGGAGCCUACUCCGCCCUCCGGCCCACAUCCCGCAGCUUAGACUUGAGGCGGCUGCGGACGAUCAACUUCGAGACAGCCGCACGACUUUGAGACAAGGUCUGGCCAUUGCCGCCUCUCACUUGCUGUUGGCAUGGUUUGUCGUCGAAACUAUUACCGGAGCAUACAUGACGCAUUUUCAUGCUGUUAUGUUUAGUAUGCUUGGAACGGCUUUCCUUGGCAGCAUCGCGUCGGGCAUCUUUUGCGGCUUGCGUUCCCAUAAGAAACAGCAAAAGGCGGCACAGGUCUUCAUGGACAUCUUGUUUGGCAUAGGCAAUGUCUUAUGGGUGACUGGAAUUGUGAUUGCCAUUGGAGAGAAGUGCCAGGAACUAGCGGUGAUUGAAGAAAACGGUAUCAUCCACUUCAACACCAAUGGUUCUCGUAACAGAUGGGCCUGGAAAAUUGGACUUGUCCUAUGGACUCUGGAGAUUUCUCGCUGGGCCCGAAAUCACCUCACAACAAGCAAUCGAUAUGGGAUCCCAAAGCCAGUGGACAUCAUUCUUCCACUUUGGGCGGGUGCUCAUGUUGUGGUCGCACUGGCCAUGUUUCGCUUUGCGUAUGAUCCGAGUCGUACCUACAAACCAGCUUGGACUGAUGUGCUGGGAUAA